Sinocyclocheilus rhinocerous is the source of this 1166-nucleotide messenger RNA. Its product is annotated as beta-crystallin B1-like. The coding region runs from base 82 to 747 and encodes 221 amino acids. Gene Ontology annotation, molecular function: structural constituent of eye lens. The transcript is spliced from 6 exons. Lineage: Eukaryota; Metazoa; Chordata; Actinopteri; Cypriniformes; Cyprinidae. The record is from RefSeq and is a predicted model, not a curated record. Gene Ontology annotation, biological process: visual perception; lens development in camera-type eye.
AAAGGGACACGUUUGCUUUCAAUUCACACGCUGACACGCUGAUUGAGACAGAGAGCGGCUACUGACUAACACACAGUCAUCAUGUCCACUGGUGGAGAGAAGUCCAAGCCUGCCUCCCAGACUGAUGGGAAGGCUGCUCAAACUCAGAAGAGAACCGAGAUGGGCAUGGGAAACUACAAGAUGUAUGUGUAUGAUCAGGAGAACUUUCAGGGCCGCAUGAUCGAGAUCUCCAAUGAGUGCAUGAACGUGUGUGAAAUGGGCAUGGAUAGAGUGUGUUCCCUCCGCGUGGAGUGCGGCCCUUGGGUGGGUUGGGAGCAGAUGAACUUCUGUGGAGAGAUGUACAUCUUGGAGAAGGGUGAGUACCCCCGCUGGGACUGCUGGAGCAACUGCCACAGGAAUGACUACCUGCUGUCCUUCAGACCUGUCAGAAUGGACCCAGAAAAGCAUAAGAUCUGUCUGUAUGAAGUAGGUGAUUUCAAGGGUCGUAAGAUGGAGAUUAUCGAUGACGAUGUUCCCAGUAUGUACACCUUCGGCUUUACCGACCGUGUCGGCAGCAUCAUGGUCAGCUGUGGCACUUGGGUAGGCUACCAGUAUCCUGGUUACCGUGGCAGCCAGUACCUGCUGGAGAAGAGCGACUACCGUCACUUUAAUGAGUAUGGUGCUCGUCAUCCCCAGUUUCAGUCCGUCAGGCGCAUCCGUGACAUGCAGUGGCACCCAGAUGGCUGCUACACUAUGGCCACCAAGUGAGGGCUAGGGAAAGAGCGCACCACCCGUAUGAGUCAUCCUGGGAAGGGAAAGAAGGAGAGAGGGAUGGAGGUCAGUCAGACAAAACGUCACAAUAGAAAAUGUGGCUGUUGAUAUCAGAUGAAAGCAUGGCUUUUUCUUCCCCACCCCUCUUUAUUCUCUCUUACUCUUCACUUCUUCUCCCAUCUUCUUUCUUCCCUCUUCCUCCUCUUCCUCAUCCUCCAUUCAUUUUUCCCCUGAGGAGAUCAGUCCAUCACGAAGAGCCUUAACUGAUGCCUGACUCGUGGGGGUCAGGGAUAAUGAUCGACAAGGGUGGGUUGGGGGGGUAACGGUUGGCAGAGGGAGGGGUGUUUUGGCCUAAAGGCCAUGUAAAACCUCCACAUCUUUUUGGAAUGGUAAUAAAAGCGACACCUGUGACCAUU